This is a messenger RNA of Eremomyces bilateralis CBS 781.70, 1220 nucleotides long. RefSeq names its product fumarylacetoacetate hydrolase. The record is from RefSeq and is a predicted model, not a curated record. NCBI's taxonomy places the organism in Eukaryota, Fungi, Ascomycota, Dothideomycetes, Eremomycetales, Eremomycetaceae. Gene Ontology annotation, molecular function: acetylpyruvate hydrolase activity. The transcript has 6 exons. The coding region runs from base 179 to 1063 and encodes 294 amino acids.
AAUGAAUCAGGUAUAGAAACAAUACUCCGUAGUCACGGGAACGACGGAAAUUCUUCCACGUAUCUGUAUAUCUAAGCAUCCUCUCUUGGAUAGACAAGGUGCUAUCCAACGCUGACUUCGAGGCCAGUAUAGUAGCUAUACAUACGUAUAAUAACCAUUGGGAAUGAUUCGCAGAGCUAUGUCGAUUUCACAGAACUUUAAGAGGCUUGUCCGCUUUGUGCCUCGUUCAGACGCUUCCAAAACUCUGAUCGGCCAGCCUGCGGACGAUAACGUCGACAUCGGCGUGGCGGUCGCCAAAGGUGACGAUGUGCCUGUUCGACUCUUCAGCGGCACCUCCGUGCUCUCGCCCGGCCAGAUAACGGAGUCGACGGCCGUGAUUGACCGCAUUUUAUCUCCGUUGGCCGCAUCGGAAGUAGGGACGAUACGGUGCAUCGGAUUGAACUAUAAGCAACAUGCCGCCGAGGUUGGCAUGGCUCUUCCUACCCUGCCAACAGUGUUUCUGAAACCUUCAACGUCUUUGGCAUCACCCUGGCCAGAGCCGACGGUGCUUCCCAAGCUGACUCAGGCCGACGACUGCGGCGACUUCGAAUCCGAGCUGGUCAUUGUGAUUGGCAAGGAAGCGAAGAAUGUGUCUGAAGCCGAUGCUCUGGACUAUGUAUUGGGGUACACUGCUGGAAACGACAUUUCCAGUCGGACCAGUCAACUGAAUCAGAGCCAAUGGUCCUUCUCAAAGGGAUUUGAUGGCGCCUGUCCAAUUGGUCCUACGAUCGUCUCGACAGCCUUGAUCCCCGAUGCCACCAAAUUGAAAGUCCGGGGACUUCUGAAUGGGAAGGUGAUGCAAGACUGCGGAACCGACGAUCUUAUAUUCAGCGUUCCAAAACUAGUCAGCUUCGUGUCGCAAGGCACGACUCUGCCCGCCGGUACGAUAAUCAUGACGGGAACCCCGGCCGGCGUGGGAUUUGCAAGAAAGCCGAAAGUCUCCAUCAAGGAUGGAGACGAAUUCGGCGUUGAGAUUCUACCGUACAUCGGUACACUGGUUAACAGGUUCCAGAACGAGAAAUAGCGUGAUAUGUAUCGAAUAUGUAUUCCUUUCAAACCACAUCUUCGACUCUGUCGGCACGGCAGUUGUGCCCCCGCUCAUACACAGCUACAAGACCACAUCUUCCUGUUUCCGCAAGGCGCACCCAUAAUCCCCUUGAUUUGGCGUCCUCACAAUCGUG